AUGGCCCGCGAAGGAUACGUCUGGUGCACCCACUGUCACCAGUCACUGCCACGCAAGCGCGAACGGGAGCACCGUCGCCUCAACAUCCAGCCCUAUCCCCCACCGCAGCCCUCUCCCUCGCGACGUCGCAGGAUCAUCGAGAUCGAGUCGGAAGAUGAAGAGUUCGAGGAUUAUGAAGGAGAUGAAGGGUCCGACGACGAGGAAGAUGGCCACUCCACCAGAGCGAGAUCGGACGGUGGAUCGGCUGCUCGGGCAAGCACUCCCGCGUAUACGGAAUGCGGCGCGUAUUCUCCCUCGCCGGCUGUUGAUAACGAUGGACCUGAAGCGUCACACGAUGUUGACGAGGAGCUCGAGGCUCUGGACGUGACAUGGGAACUCCAUCCGCUGCGUGAAGGGCUGGCUGCUGCACAGGAGGAGAUUGCAGUUGAAGAAGAUCGGGCACAGGUGGAGGGAUGGGCAUCAACGGAAGGGGAGGAGCUUGACGUUGCGGCCGAAGCGGAGGACUCCGACGACGAGGACGAUUACUUCGACUGGGAUGCCUUCAAGGCUCGAGCGGAGGCUACGUCCGCUUUUGACGACCUCCGGGCUAAUUACGAGCGCAUGGCAGCUCAAGCUCGUACACUGGAUGCGUAUGACCGCGCGAUCUGCCGCGCGUUUUCGUUCAAACUACAGAGUCAGACGUCGGACCGCGCGUUUGCACAGAUUCCAUAUGCUUUCCCCCAGCAACCUGAACUCCCCUCCCUGCACGAGAUUCGACGCCGCGUGUCCAUGCUUGCCGAGUUUCAACCUCAGACCUACGACUGCUGUGUCAAUUCAUGCUGCUGUUAUGUUGGCCCCCACGCUCACUUGCAAUCCUGUCCCUACUGUGACGAGCCGCGUUAUCGAUCCAACGGAAAGCCUCGCAAGCGCUUCACGUACAUCCCAGUGAAGCCGCGUCUCCGUGCCUUUGUGCAAAACCAGCGCAUGGCUGAACUCAUGCGCUACCGUGGCCAUGAGCAUCCGAACGCGCGCGAGGCAGGGAAGAUGACGGACGUCUUCGACGGCAGGCACUACCGCAUGCUGCGGGAGCGUCACGUCAAGCUGCGUGGUCGCGAGCAGGAGCACAAAUACUUCGACGACACACGCGACGUCGCAUUGGGCUUGUCGACGGAUGGCUUCGCCCCUUUCAAGCGCCGUAAGCACACUGCAUGGUGA
Molecule: messenger RNA, 1194 nt
Organism: Schizophyllum commune H4-8
Lineage: Eukaryota; Fungi; Basidiomycota; Agaricomycetes; Agaricales; Schizophyllaceae
Exons: 2
Coding region: 1-1194 (397 amino acids)
Source: RefSeq, a predicted model, not a curated record